Messenger RNA from Mangifera indica (mango), 2566 nucleotides. RefSeq names its product polyadenylate-binding protein 2-like. The record is from RefSeq and is a predicted model, not a curated record. NCBI's taxonomy places the organism in Eukaryota, Viridiplantae, Streptophyta, Magnoliopsida, Sapindales, Anacardiaceae. Gene Ontology annotation, molecular function: RNA binding. The transcript has 9 exons. The coding region runs from base 368 to 2317 and encodes 649 amino acids. Gene Ontology annotation, cellular component: ribonucleoprotein complex.
CAGUUCCCUUUGUACGGUGCGGUGCAGUUUGUUCUGCCCUCCCACUCAAAAACACCUUAAAAAAUAUUUUGGUUUCUUCUGCCGUCGAAUUCUAUCCGAUUCCGAUCGGAUCUCCGGCGAUCUAUCCCAUCCUACCUUUCCCUCUCCUCUCUUAUCUUCUAAAACCUCAAAAAAAGAAAAAAAAAUUACAGAAGUAGACGACCAACAUCCUCAGUUUAGCGUUUUCAUCUCUUGAAUUUAAUUUUUAGAGUCAGAAGUAUUAUCUUGUUAUCUCUCUGAGUUUUUGCUUGAAAAGUUACCAGAGGAGAGGGGAAAAACAGAGAAAAAGAAAAAAAAAAGAGAGAACGAAGAUUCUAGAAUUUUGGCCAUGGCGCAGAUUCAGGUUCAGCAUCAGGCGCCAAUAUCGGGGCCAAACGGAGUGGCGGCUGGGAACCAGUUCCUUACGACGUCGCUAUAUGUUGGCGAUCUAGAUUUUAAUGUGACCGAUUCGCAACUCUACGAUCUGUUUAAUCAGGUCGGUCAAGUCUUAUCGGUCAGGGUUUGUCGUGACCUGAGCACCAGGAGGUCACUUGGCUAUGGUUAUGUUAAUUAUAGCAAUCCCACAGACGCGGCAAGGGCAUUGGAUGAGUUGAACUUCACUCCUCUGAAUAACAAACCUAUUAGGAUCAUGUAUUCUCAUCGGGAUCCUAGUAUUCGAAAGAGUGGUACUGGAAACAUAUUUAUUAAGAAUCUGGAUAAGACUAUUGACCACAAAGCAUUACAUGAUACAUUUUCUUCAUUUGGAAACAUUCUCUCUUGCAAGAUAGCUACUGAUGCUUCUGGGCAAUCCAAAGGCUAUGGGUUUGUUCAAUAUGACACUGAAGAAGCUGCUCAAAGUGCUAUUGAUAAGCUACAUGGCAUGCUUAUUAAUGAUAAACAAGUUUAUGUUGGACACUUUCUUCAUAAGCAUGAAAGGGAUAGUACAUUGAGUAAAACUAAAUUCAAUAAUGUCUAUGUGAAAAAUCUUUCUGAAACAAUAACAGAUGAAGAUUUAAAGAAUGUUUUUGGUGAAUGCGGAACAAUUACAAGUGCUGUAGUGAUCAGGGAUGGUGAUGGAAAAUCCAAGUGUUUUGGAUUUGUCAAUUUUGAAAAUGCAGAUGAUGCUGCUAAUGCUGUUGAUGCUCUUAAUGGUAAGAAGUUUGAUGAUAAAGAGUGGUAUGUUGGAAAGGCUCAGAAAAAAUCUGAAAGAGAGCUUGAAUUGAAAGGGCGAUUUGAGCAAAGCAUUAAGGAAACUGUAGACAAAUUUCAGGGUUUGAAUUUGUAUGUUAAGAACUUGGAUGAUAGUAUUGAUGAUGAAAAAUUGAAGGAAUUGUUCUCUGAAUUUGGCACAAUUACUUCCUGCAAGGUAAUGCGUGAUCCAAGUGGAAUCAGUAAAGGCUCUGGAUUUGUGGCAUUUACAACUCCUGAUGAAGCAACUCGAGCUCUGAUGGGGAUGAAUGGUAAAAUGGUUGUUAGCAAGCCACUUUAUGUUGCACUUGCCCAGAGGAAAGAGGAGAGGAGAGCAAGGCUUCAGGCGCAGUUUUCACAAAUGAGGCCAGUCGCUAUGGCCCCCUCUGUCGCACCUCGUAUGCCAAUCUACCCUCCUGGUGCACCUGGCCUUGGCCAACAAUUUUUAUAUGGCCAAGGACCACCAGCUAUGAUUCCUCCACAGGCUGGAUUUGGUUAUCAGCAGCAACUUGUUCCUGGAAUGAGACCUGGUGGGGCUCCAAUGCCAAAUUUCUUUGUUCCAGUUGUUCAGCAGGGUCAGCAAGGCCAGCGACCUGGAGGGCGACGAAUGGCAGGUUCUGUGCAACAACCCCAGCAGUCACUACCUGUAAUGCAGCAGCAGAUGCUUCCUAGAGGGCGUAUGUAUCGAUACCCACCUGGUCGUAGCAUGCCAGAAGUUCCAAUGCCUGGUGUUGCUGGAGGUAUGCUCCCUGUUCCGUAUGACAUGGGUGGGGGCAUGACCAUUCGAGAUGCUGCUGUUGGACAACCUAUGCCAAUUACAGCAUUGUCAACUGACCUUGCAAAUGCAUCACUAGAGCAGCAGAGGACGCUGCUGGGUGAAAGCUUAUACCCUCUAGUGGAACAGCAUGAAAGGGAUUCUGCAGCCAAGGUUACAGGCAUGCUUCUGGAGAUGGACCAGACUGAGGUCUUGCAUCUUCUUGAGUCACCAGAGGCAUUGAAGGCAAAAGUGGCAGAGGCGAUGGAGGUACUGAGGAGUGUUGCUGCUCAGCAAGCUAACAACCCAACAGAUCAACUGGCCUCGCUUUCAUUGAAUGAUAAUCUUAAUUCUUAAUUAUGUUGGUGUGAGUUAAUGAGUGGAUUAGACACAAACUAAGUCUGGUUUUUGGUACUUAAAUGUAGGCUUAUGACAUAAGAACUUGGAUAUGUUCUGUUCUGUUUUUGUUAUGUUUACUGGGUUGCUAAUUUUUUAUCGUUCUUAGUACUUGAGUUCCAGUGAUUUAUUAUUAUACCGUUCUUAUUUUUAAGCUAAACGUCUGAACUGUGAUUUAUUAUUACAGACAAGGUGCUAUGCCUUUCACGA